This is a messenger RNA of Eruca vesicaria subsp. sativa (arugula), 303 nucleotides long. The record is from the annotation of a GenBank genome assembly. Lineage: Eukaryota; Viridiplantae; Streptophyta; Magnoliopsida; Brassicales; Brassicaceae.
AUGCAAGACGUCCUCUUUACCAGGCAAACUAUAAUCCACUACCUCAGUGGACAUCCUGAGAAGCAAGUGGAGAAAACAUUCAACAGGUUUAGGGAGAUUCAGAUGGGUCUACAAUGGCCUGGAAGCUCAGAAGACUGUGAGACUCACGAAGUCACAUUAGAUGAGUUCAAGAAAGUGAUGGAGUCUCUUAAGCAAGAAAUCGAAGACAGCAAGAAAAGAAAAACCGUAAACUCAACUCCACUAGAAAAACAAGAUAAAAUGAUGGAAGAUAUAUAUGUAUAUUUCAAUAAUUUCAAGAAAUGA